AUGCCUCGACCGUCAUUCUGUGGCAUACUCCGUCGGAGCCGCCGCAAAGCGCAGGACGAAGGUCAAUCAGCGACUCAGCUAGUGGUCAUCGCGAGACCUUCGGCAACGCCAAUUCCGCCAUCAGCCCAAGGGUCCAAUCCCGCGAAUGCCUCAACAACGCCGCUGAGCACACCACUGCCGUCAUCCAGCCAAGCGGCAACCGCUCCUCAGAGUCUGCCUUUGUCAACGUCAGGCAGCCAACAUGUCCUCGACGCUCCCCAGGUCAUUCAAGCACAGCAGGAACGAGAGACACACGACGCGCCCGAACGACCAAAGCCGUAUGCUAGCAAUGCCGACCUUUGGAAGGAAGCUAUGGGCCAGCUGGACGAAUCGGGGAAACACAACAUUGAGAGUCUCAUAGGUGAACUAGGUGACGAGGCUUCGGAUACGAAGAGUCUGGCAGUGACUAUCCAGGAGCAAUUAAACGUGGCCUUCAAAACGCACCAACACGACACCAAGUUAGAGCGCAUAAUCGAAAGGUCCCUGGCAGUAUUAGGCAAAUUCCUUUCAGCUGUUGACGUAGCUGUGAGCUUUGACCCAGUGCACGCUGCUCCACCAUGGGCUGUUGUUCGUUCUGUUCUUGUGGCACAGCUUGUGAUGUCAAGUCGUGAUUUAAAGGAUCGGCUUAUCGCUGGAAUUGCUAUCGUGGCUUCACUCCUCGCACAAUGCGAUACAUACCAGCAAUUGUACAUGGUCCCGGAUCUUUCUCUUCGGCCUUCACCGGAGCCCUUGUCCGCAAUCAAGACUGUUAUUGUUCAGGCAUACAAUAAGAUUCAGCUAUUUCUUAGCUUCGCCCUCGAACAACAACGCAGUAAAAUCCGGCAUGUUGCUGCUGUGUUCAACGUUGCUAAUGCGGACAGUUAUGUUCAUGACCUCUCAAGGUGUGAGAAGGAGCUACACCAAGCCGCAGAUAUUUGCGAAAGACACUGUAAUCUAUCUAAUCGAUCUGCCGUUCAAGAACUACUGUGCCUCAAAGAAGACUUCUCAAAGAUCUUUCAAACCCAAAUUGACGUACUUAUGAACCGUAUCGAGAGCAGAGACCAGAUUGAAUUGCUAGAGUGGAUAUCUCGUAUACCAUAUGGGCAGCACCACAACAGAGUCAAAGAUGCUAGAACAAGCGACACGUGCGAGUGGUUGCUUAGUCACAAGUGGUUUCGUCAAUGGGAAAAUUCUAACGUGUCAACAAUUUUAUGGCUUCAAGGUUUUCCUGGUGCUGGUAAAACAUUUCUUGCCUCGAAAGUGAUUGAUCACAGACAAGCCCUAGUUGAAAGCUCGCCAAACCAGGAAGGCUUUGCAUUUUUCUAUUGCGAUCGGAAUGAGGAACAACGCCGACAGCCUCUCUCUGUUCUUCAAAGCUACGUGCGUCAAUUGUCGACAACGGCGAAGAAUCCCGACCGUAUCAGGAAAUCACUCCAGGACUGCUGUCAAAAGGCAAGGCAAUAUGGAUCAGAUCUCAGCUUUGAGAAUUGCAGAGACCAACUGUUAGAGUCAAUCAAUCUCUACCAUAAUACCACUCUCGUGCUUGAUGCCCUUGAUGAGUGUGAGCCGAGUUCACGUGGACGGAUCCUUGAGACAAUCGAAUAUCUUAUCUCCAAAUCAGCAAACAACCUCAAGGUUUUCAUCUCCAGCCGCCCCGACCAGGAUAUCAGAGACAGGUUCCUCAAAACUCCGAACAUCGAGAUCCAAGCGACCGAUAAUGAAAAAGACAUACAGAGAUUUGUCCGCGAGAAAAUCACGCAGCAUAAAAAUUGGCAAGGAAUGUCACAGAGCUUACAAAAAGACAUAGUCGAGACAUUAUUCGCAAAGAGUCAGGGAAUGUUCCAGUGGGCAUUCUUACAGAUUAACGAGCUACUUGGACUGCAAACGGAACGUGCCAUCCGAGAUCGAUUAGGCGGCCUACCUACUAGUCUUAAGGAGGCCUACGACGAAAUCUAUGAGAAGAUCAAGAAUCGCAACGAAUACGAUAGAGUCCUUGCCGACAAUGCUUUCAAAUGGGUCGCAUGUGCUUGCGAGCCACUCACUAGCGAACUGCUUCUAUCCGCGAUCCGUUUGGAUUCCGAUACAACUGAAAUCAAAUUAUUUGAUAUGAUCACCGAAUCCCAGCUUCUGGAUCUUUGCAACAACCUCCUUGUCAUUGACUCCGAGAGAGGAGUCUGGCGGUUCUCCCAUUUAUCGGUAAUCGAAUAUUUCGAGGUAAAUCACUGGGGCCUUCAAGAUGCCGAGUGCCAUGCUGCUAGCGUUUGUCUAAAGGGCCUUAUCAAAAUGUAUACGAAGGUGGACCAAGACGAGAUGGAUAAUCCGGAUUCCAAUCUUGACCACGGCUUAGUCCGUACUCAGGAGAAGCGGCCAGUUAGCUAUUAUCAAUCCCGCACCUCCUUCAAGAGUUAUUUAAAUGACCAUUGGAUGAACCACAUUCAAGCUCAAAAGAAGCAGGGGUGUAAUUCUAUUUUGGCGCAGCUGUUGAAACCUUUCCUCGGCUCUCCGACAGAGAGCAGUCUGCAAUACCGUGCAUGGUAUAAAGCUAUGGAUGAUCUUGAUUACUACGACAGGCCAUGGGAAAGUGACGACCUUGCACCAGAAACUACGGUGUUAUUUACAAUGUGCCGCUUCUCGCUCUACGAUGUCCUGCUAGACUGGUGGAAGGAUGCAGAAUUUGAUAUCUCGAUGACAACUGAGAGUGGGUACAAUCUUCUUACACUCGCCGCCAUUGGUGGAUGCAAACAAAUCUGUGAACAACUAAUAAAGCGAGGUAUGGAAGUGAAUCAGCAACUUCAACACAAGCAUUUUGGCAGUGCACUUGCUGCUGCCGCAUUUUGGGGACAUACCGAGAUCGUCAGAUUCUUGGUCAAGGAAGCUGGGGCAGACGUGAAUAUGCAGCUACAACGUGGCAGUUAUGGCAGUGCACUUGCUGCUGCUGCACAUUGGGGACGCAUAGAAAUCGUCGAAUUCUUGGUGGAAGCGGGGGCGGACGUGAACAUGCAAUUAAGGGGUAGAUAUGGCAAUGCACUUGCUGCUGCUGCAUAUGGGGAAGAGACCGAAAUCGUCAAAUUCUUAGUGGAAGCAGGGGCAGACGUAAAUAUGCAAUUAGGGUGCGAAUAUGGCAGUGCACUUGCUGCUGCUGCAUAUGGGGCAGAGACCGAAAUCGUCGAAUUCUUGGUGGAAGCAGGGGCAGACGUGAAUAUGCAAUUAGGGGGCAGAUAUGGCAGUGCACUUGCUGCUGCUGCAUAUGGGGGAGAGACCGAAACCGUUAAAUUCUUGGUGAAAGCAGGGGCAGACGUGAAUAUGCAAUUAGGGUGCGAAUAUGGCAGUGCACUUGCUGCUGCUGCAUAUGGGGGAGAGACCGAAAUCGUCAAAUUCUUGGUGGAAGCAGGGGCAGACGUAAAUAUGCAAUUAGGGGGCAGAUAUGGCAGUGCACUUGCUGCUGCUGCAUAUUGGGGAGAGACCGACACUGUCGAAUUCUUAGUGCAUGAAGCUGGGGCAGACGUGAAUAUGCAAUUAUGGGGCAGAUAUGGUGCACUUGCUGCUGCCACUGUAGGUACUCGCACAGUUACGGCAACAACAGACUUGCUGCCCAAAGCCGGGGCCGAUGCAAACAUGCAAUUCUUGAAUGGGAGGUACGGCAAUGCCCUCAUAUAUGCAAUUGCGAGGGAUCGAGAUGGUCCUCUCAGACUUCUAAUUGGUAACGGAAAAGCGGAUGUCAAUCAGCAAAUCCGAUAUGGGGGACUUGGUAGUGUGUUGGCUGCCGCAGCAUACUUUGGUGCGACAGAGUGUGCAAGGCUUCUGAUGGAGGCUGGCGCAAAAGUUGAUUUGAGAAUCAAGAACGGAGUAUUCAGGACGGCCAUUCAGGCUUCUCGGGUGUAUAUUCCCAGAGCUUGGAAACCUAAGCGUCGAUGGUGGGACGAUAGAUAUAGAUUAUGGGAAAGUGAUAGAGCUGAGAGUUUCAUAUCUCGAAGCCCGCCUAUAGCAAUAGGGUCAGCGAUUGAAUACAUCACAACAACAUUAGCUCCGAUAUUGUUCAUGCGCCUGGAAUCACUUUCUGUGUUUCCGCCUAGAAUACGUCUAAACUGGAUACUCAGAGUCCUAAAGCUAUCCUCUUAUCGUAAGCCUGAACCACAUCCAGGCAACGCCCAGGUGUACGAUCCAGGCAUGCUUCUCGAACCAACCAAGGCCAGUUUGAGUCAUAUUCUAGGUCUGCCCUUUGCGCGGUAA
This is a messenger RNA of Xylaria bambusicola, 4248 nucleotides long. RefSeq names its product ankyrin repeat-containing domain protein. The record is from RefSeq and is a predicted model, not a curated record. Lineage: Eukaryota; Fungi; Ascomycota; Sordariomycetes; Xylariales; Xylariaceae. The coding region runs from base 1 to 4248 and encodes 1415 amino acids. The transcript has 6 exons. Gene Ontology annotation, molecular function: protein binding.